Bactrocera oleae (olive fruit fly) is the source of this 659-nucleotide messenger RNA. NCBI's taxonomy places the organism in Eukaryota, Metazoa, Arthropoda, Insecta, Diptera, Tephritidae. The record is from RefSeq and is a predicted model, not a curated record.
AAAACUCGAAUUUUGUGUCGGUGCGAACAUAUUAUAAGCUUCUAAACAUUAGCAAUGUGCAGUAUCCAUUGGCAAUAUUGCUAGCAAUACAGAUUUUAAGCAAUGUUAAAUUGCCUGUCGAGAUAUUUCGUAAUCAUUUAGACCACUAUUAUAAAUAAAAAGAAGUAUAAUGUACGGGCAAUGGUCACCUUUAUAUUCGAGAACGUCCAUUUUGUUUUCGAGGAAACUCUCACAGGAGAGGAUCGUAUCCAGCCAUAUCAAGAAAACAGAUUAUUAUUACCGAUUACGCUAUCCGGGUAGUACGAUCGGUGUACCAGAUAUUAAGACUGAAUUAGAAAUAAAGGAUACUCGGUUGAGUUGUAAGAUGGCAGGACAGGUACUUGCGGCAUGGUCUAGAUUGAUAAAAGUAAGUUAUGGAAAACCGGGAAAGGAAUUCGACGAUCUCCGAUAUUCAUCCAUACCAUCAGAUCGCGGCGCAAAAGAAAUUGUGGCUGUUACAUUUCUUCAGUAUUUUUUUUUCACAAGUAAAUGAUCAACUCGCUAAUCUGGUAAUUACAGCUAAGUGAUCUAGAUUCUGCAGAAUUUUACCGCCACAACAACGACAAACACUAAGUGGCUUGAAAAAUAUGUGCAAAGUGCUUUAUAUAUAAUUGUAAAUA